Durio zibethinus is the source of this 1629-nucleotide messenger RNA. RefSeq names its product aspartic proteinase NANA, chloroplast-like. Gene Ontology annotation, molecular function: aspartic-type endopeptidase activity. NCBI's taxonomy places the organism in Eukaryota, Viridiplantae, Streptophyta, Magnoliopsida, Malvales, Malvaceae. Gene Ontology annotation, biological process: proteolysis. The record is from RefSeq and is a predicted model, not a curated record.
AUGGAGAGGUCCAUCUCCCUCGUUUUCCUUUCAUUCCUACUGUUUUUCAAUGGUUUUUUCUUCUUUCAGGUUCAUGCUUCCGAAACCAUACCUAGACCCAAUGGAAAGGUUAGGUUUAAGCUGAUACACAGGCACUCACCUGAGCUUGGAGAAGAUCCUGGAACGACCCUUGGACCCCCAAGCAGUCCCCGGGAACGCAUAAAACAGCUGGUGCAUAGCGACAGUGCUAGACUACAUACAAUUUCACAAAGGCUAGCCCCAAGAAGGAAGAAUUUCGAGGUGAAGGUGUUGGGAAAAAGCAAUUUGGUGGAGCUCCCAAUGCGAUCAGCUGCUGACAUAGGUGCAGGGCAAUACUUUGUUUCAUUCAGGGUGGGGAGCCCUCCAAAGAAGUUUAUUAUGAUAACAGAUACAGGGAGCAGCCUUACCUGGCUGAAAUGCAAAUAUGAGUGCAAUAAUUGUUCCAGGGACAGGGCCAUGCUUCAUGAGAGGAUAUUUCAAGCUAAAAAAUCACCUACCUUUAAGCCAAUUCCAUGCUCCUCCGACAUUUGCAAGGUUGAUCUCUCAGAAUGUUUCUCUUUGGCCCGUUGUGCUAUGCCAACGGCUCCUUGUGCCUAUGAUUACAGAUAUGCAGAUGGCACAAGAGUGGUCGGAAUAUUUGGCAAUGAUACAGUUAAAGUCCGUCUCCGCGGAGGCCAAAAGAUAAAAGUGACAGACGUGAUGGUUGGGUGUAGCGAGACAAUACGGGGAAACUUCCAUGACAUUGACGGAGUAUUGGGGUUAGGUUUUAACCAGCAUUCUUUUGCAGUGAAAGUAGCUAGGAAGUUUGGGCACAAGUUUUCGUACUGCUUGGUUGAUCAUUUGAGUCCAAGUAGUCUUGUCAACUUUCUUGUCUUUGGUGAAGUUGCUGCUUCUCCAGUGCCAAAAAUGCAGUACACAGAGUUGAUCCUUGGAAUACUAAACCCAUAUUAUGCUGUAAAUGUUUCUGGCAUCUCAAUAAAUGGUAAAAUGUUGGAUAUCCCAUCAAAUGCAUGGGAUAUUAAUGGUGAUGGUGGGGUUAUUAUGGACUCAGGUUCAAGUUUAACAUACCUGGUGAAACCUGUCUUUGAUCAAGUCAUUGCUGCUUUUCAGGCUCCUCUAAGCAGAUUUAAGAAACUGGACUUGAACUUGGGGCCAGAUCAUUGUUUCAGUGAUGCAGAGUUUGAGCAGUCGUUGAUGCCAAAACUGGCAAUCCAUUUUGCUGAUGGAGCUAAGUUGGAGCCGCCAUUGAAAAGCUAUGUCAUUGAUGCUGAAGAUGGGGUGAAGUGUCUAGGCUUUGCCUCCACGUUUUGGCCUGGAACUUCAGUGAUUGGUAACAUCAUGCAGCAAAAUCAUUUGUGGCAAUUUGAUCUGUUAAACAGCAAGUUGGGUUUUGCUCCUUCAAGCUGUACAUUUGAUUGAUCAUCAAAGGAAUUCAAUUAUCCUAUCGUUGGAGCACUCUAUUUGGAAGUCAUGUCAGCAGCUCUCCGGUGUAUCUUUAUCAUCAUGUAUGCAUAUUCAUAAAACAAAAUAUAUAUACUUACCAUGGAUUUAUGUAAUUCAUGAUCCCUAGCUUUUUCGGAUUCUUUAAGGAAGCUUGACUGAGAUAGAAAA